AUUUAUAUAUAUCCCUAUCUCCCUCUGCACAUUUUAUGAACCAAACUCUCUCUCUCUCUCUCUCUCUCUCUCUCUCUCUCAUCUCACUGUCUUCUGUCAUGGAAAACCAAAACCGUCUGAAAAUGCGAAUCUCUCGCAUGUUCCGAUCAUCAUUCGCUUCCUGCAAAACCCGACACUUAACCGAUGUUAUGGAAAAACCACUAUUUGCACCCUCCAAUUCCAAUAUCAUCUCUUUUAACAUUCCCAGACCCAAAAUCUCUUCUUUUUCUUCUUCUUCUUCUUCAAACAACAACAACACUAUCAAAUCACCUCAACCCCUUCUCAAACCAACCAACCUCGCUUUCUACCAAAACUCUAAUGAUUCUACCAAAAACGUUAUCAUCAAAAACAACAAAAACAAGAACAAGAAAAAGAAGAAGAAGAAGAAGAAUCACACCCACAACAAAAACAGAGCUUUUCCUUUUAAUUCAUGUGCUAAAGACACAAACUUUGAUAGCUAUUAUUGGUUAUAUAGCAGCGACGACGAAGACGAUGAAACAGACACACUUUUCUCUUCAAAGAGUCACUCUUCCGAUUCCUCUAAGUCUCGUCGCCGGAAAUCAUCUCGCCGGAAAACUGACCGGAGUUCUGACAUGGGUGUUCUUCCGUUGAACGGUAAAGUGAAGGACACAUUUGCAGUGGUGAAACGCUCUAGUGAUCCGUACAAUGAUUUCAGAACUUCAAUGGUGGAGAUGAUCGUUGAGAAACAGAUUUUUUCGCCAACUGAUUUGGAGAAUCUUUUACAGUGCUUUCUCUCACUUAAUUCGUUUCAUCAUCACAAGAUCAUUGUUGAAGUUUUCACAGAGAUUUGGGAAGCACUUUUUUCUGACUGGCUUUGAUAUUAAACAAAAAAAAAAAAGAGAAAGAAAAUAAUUAUGUUAUUAUUUUUUCUCUCUCACUCUCUUUCUUUUAUUAAUUUGUGUUUUGCCAUUAGGUAAUUAAUUUAAUUAGUUUUUCUUUUUUUUCCUAACUCAGAACGAAUGUAUGAUAUUCCAUUUGCUACUACUCAUCAAUUUAGUGUAAUCAGUUUUAGUUCUUCAUCA
Messenger RNA from Cicer arietinum (chickpea), 1082 nucleotides. The record is from RefSeq and is a predicted model, not a curated record. NCBI's taxonomy places the organism in Eukaryota, Viridiplantae, Streptophyta, Magnoliopsida, Fabales, Fabaceae.